Letharia lupina is the source of this 1485-nucleotide messenger RNA. RefSeq lists its product as uncharacterized. The transcript is spliced from 3 exons. The record is from RefSeq and is a predicted model, not a curated record. Gene Ontology annotation, molecular function: protein binding. NCBI's taxonomy places the organism in Eukaryota, Fungi, Ascomycota, Lecanoromycetes, Lecanorales, Parmeliaceae. The coding region runs from base 1 to 1485 and encodes 494 amino acids.
AUGGCUAAGAGACCAGCAGAAGAACUUGGGACUGAAGCAGACGCACUGAAGGGCGGUGAGCGACCUUUGAAGGUAGAAGAUGGCGAAGAGAUGGAUUUUGAGGAUGAGUUUGAAGACGAGUACGAGAGCGAGGAAGACAUCUUUGAAGCAGGAGUAGACGGGCGGCCGGACGAAGAAAGAGAAGCUGAAGAGAGAAGGGAUGCUAUGGACGUGGACCAGCAGACUUUCAUACCUGGCCGUAAUCAGUUGGGAAAAGGCGAAACGCUUUCACCGGACUCUUCUGCAUAUGAGAUGCUCCAUACCCUCAGCACCACAUGGCCAUGCCUAUCGUUCGAUAUCAUCAAGGACUCUCUGGGCGACAAUCGCAAAACCUAUCCAGCGACAAUGUACGCGGUGGCAGGAACGCAGGCCGAGAGUAGAAAAGCGAAGGACAAUGAAUUGCUGGUCAUGAAGCUCAGUGGGCUGAGUCGGAUGGACAGAGAUAACGAAGGCGACUCGGAUGAGGACGACGACGAAGACGACGACGAGAACGCCGAGCCUAUACUUGAGACAAAGUCAAUACCUGUCUUCUCAACUACGAAUCGAAUACGAGCCUACAAAGUCCCCCAGACCGAUACCUCGAAGCCUCCUACAACCUUCACAGCAACGAUGACAGAGAACGCCGAAGUCCUAAUCCACAACAUCACACCCCACCUCUCCUCCUUCGACAAUCCAGGCACGAUUAUAACUCAGCAGCAAUCGAAACCCGUGUCAACGCUGCGCAUGCACAGAACAGAGGGUUACGCACUAGAUUGGUCUCCGCUUUCUCCACAGGGCAAACUCCUCACGGGCGAUAACGACGGCAAGAUCUUCCUGACGACUUGCGAAGGAGGCAAAUGGACAACAGACAACAGACCAUUCACCGGUCACACUGGCAGUGUAGAAGACAUUCAAUGGUCUCCUACAGAACGCAACGUCUUUGCUUCCGCCAGCAGCGACGGCACGGUCAAAGUCUGGGACACCCGCUCCAAGUCUCGAAAACCCCAAUUAAGCGUCAAAAUCAGCGAUACCGAUGUGAAUGUAAUCUCAUGGUCGCAAAGAAACGCCUUCCUUCUCGCUACCGGCGCGGAUGAUGGCGUUUGGUCUUGCUGGGAUCUACGGCAAUGGAAACCCUCAUCUCCCGAUGGGGCAGCGCCAACACCAAAGCCAGUCGCUUCCUUCAAUUUUCACAAAGAGCAGAUCACGAGUAUUGAGUGGCAUCCGACCGACGACAGCAUUGUGGCUGUUGCGGCAGGUGAUAACAUGCUGACGUUGUGGGAUUUGGCGGUGGAGUUGGAUGACGAGGAGAGUCAAAAUACAGCAGAUGUGAAGGACGUGCCACCGCAGCUACUGUUUGUACAUUACAUGGAAAUGGUGAAAGAGUGCCACUGGCACCCCCAAAUAUCAGGAUGUGUGAUGGGGACUGGAGGUGGAGGGUUUGGCGUCUUCAAGACGAUCAGCGUGUAG